Molecule: messenger RNA, 815 nt
Organism: Ceutorhynchus assimilis (cabbage seed weevil)
Lineage: Eukaryota; Metazoa; Arthropoda; Insecta; Coleoptera; Curculionidae
Source: the annotation of a GenBank genome assembly
ACUAAACCGAACAUAACCUUACUUGCUGUUUGCCCUUGCCUGUAGUUGCUGAAUGCCCCUAAAAUGCUAAGGGACGGGACAUCAUAAUAAAAGUUUCAAAUAAAACUUUUCAAGCAACUGAAGAAUUCCUCCACUACCUAAUGGCAUUAACAACGCCAUGUAACUGUCUCCAUCAAUUACACAGAACAUCUUUUCUUUUUAAGAGAAUAGUUUCUUCAAGUUCAAGGGCACCCCAGGCAGUAUUUAUUGAGAAGACUUUGGAAGAACCCAUUAUUGUAGUAAGGGAAGAAUAUAAUGUAGAUUUAAUCGGACCCCCAGAUACACUAUCAAAUCUUAGACCAAUUAUACGUGGAAUAUUAAAAAAUGAAACUGUUUUACAAAGAAAAUAUAGAAACACUGCUGAUGCUACACAAAAAUGGAAUCAGGAAUUUUGGCAAAAGCAUAAUACGAAUUUUUUAAGAGAAAAAGAAGUAUACAUUAAAAAACACACCUCAGAGUCGAAGCCACAUCUUAAUGCAGAUGAAAUGAGUGAAUUUUACAGAAGUUUUUUAAAUAACUAUUGGCAGACCCAUGUAGCAUACAACUUCGAAUGGUAUGGCAAAAAUUUUAAUUUGCUAAUGCUCUCCCUUCGAGUUUAUAUGGAAAAUUUACAACGUAAGAUUUUAUAGUGGAAUAGUUUGCUUCGAAGCUCUUUAUGUUGCUAACAGGUACUUUUAUACUUGAAGUAUAAUUACCAAUGUUACAGAUUUAUGUUGAAUAAAAUAUUUAAAAAUUGUACUUGGGAGAACACUUUUUUUUACAUUAAAAUUCUUUAA